UAACGCCAACACGCUUAUUUGCGUCAUCACGCAACGCGCUGACGCAAUUCCGCUACGCGCGAAAGUUUGAGCGUUGUGUUCCAAACACAACAAGAGACGGUUCCCGCUUCACACAACAAUAACCGACCGGAACGUUCAGAAUGGCGGAGUUGGGCUGCUACUCUCCCAGCUUUAAAAAACCGUCCGAUGUUCUGCGGAUGAGACGGAAGCGCGCGCGGAGCGAAGGCCCGGACCGGAGGACGGUGGACGGGGUUCGUCCGUUCUCACCGGGGCCGCUGCUGAACGCACCGGGCCGAGCGAGCGGCGGCGGCGGGAAGCGCAGAAAUCCGUUCGCCAACAUCGAGAACACGUUCAACAGUCCCAAGAAGAGAGCGUUAUCACACAGCGGCGCUCCGGACGGCAGGAAGGCGGCAGCUGCGGUUCUGGACGGGAAGCUCAGGGAAGAGCGCGCGAACGCUGGAACACUGUUGAGAGAGGAGCUGUUCAACACCGAGAGACAAAAACAGCACGAGAUAAAGACGCCUGUUUCUCUCUCUGAAGCUGCUGGUUUGUUUGAGGAGGACCUGUUUGAGCCGGAGAGAUCCGCUCCAGUGCUGAAGAGUCCAGAGGCGGUUUGUGACGCGGCUCCGGCUGAAGUGUGUCUGGAGUUCCCGGCCGAUUGGUCUCUGAAAACGCGUCUGUUGUUCACGUCUCCUCAGUCGUUCUCGUGGGCUGAGCAUCUGAAGGCGCAGGAGGAGGCGCGGGGCUUGAGCUCUCACUGCAGGGCCGAGUUCUCCAGCUUACCUGCUCAUAUACAGGAGCCGCGGGGCUGUGCGGAGCUGCGCUGGGGGUUUCAUCAGUGUCUUCAGUACUGGCAGCACCCGUCGCUGCCCUGGCUCUCUCUCUUCCCGCGGAUCGGCGCAGAGCGCAAGUUCUCUGGCAAGUGCGUGCCGUGGGCGCAGGACACAGCGCUGCAGCAGAGUCUGAUGAGCGACUGGUCUGUGAGUCUGACGUCUCUCUACAGUCUGCUGAAGGCCCGGCUCUGUCCGUAUUUCUAUCUGUGCUCGUAUCAGUUCACGGUGCUGUUCAGGGCGGCCGGUCUGAGCGGCGCUAAAGGCAUCAGUGCACUGCUGUCCCCCACCACUAGAGGGCUGCGCGAGGCCAUGAAGGCGGAGGGGAUAGAGUUCUCUCUCCCUCUGCUGGAGGAGAAGAGGAAGAGCAGAGAGCGGAGUGAGAGCAGUCAGACUGAAGGCGAGGACUCGGCCAGCGGCGCUGUAUUAAGUGAGCACAGUGAAAACGAGGAGGAGGAGGAGGAUGAAGAUGAUGAUGACGGUGGAUUUUCCUGGCUGAAGGAGAUGGGCGUCCAAGACAAGAUCAAGAAACCAGAUGCCAUUUCUAUCAAACUUCGUAAGGAGCACAGCGAGGUGCGUUUGGACCACAGACCAGAGUCCGUGGUGUUGGUGGAGGGUUCGAACACCUUCACGCUGCUCAACUUCCUCAUUAACUGUAAGAGCUUGGUGGCUGGAGCCGGGUCUCAGGCGGGGCUUCCUCCAACUCUACUGGCCCCUACAGCCUUCAGAGGGGCCACGCUGCACACGCUCAAGACCCGGACCGUGAAAGUGAAGACUCAGGUGAGAGCGGGCUAUCAGGACGUGUGCAGUCUGGAGGUCACGGGACCCGUCAUGCCCCACACGCUCCACGCGCUGACGCAGCUCCUCAAACCCGCUCAGAAAGGAGAGUUUUCAGUGGGUCUCUACACCCACGAGCCCACGGCCGUCCUGAACGUGCCCCUCAGCUUGACCUCUGACCCUCAGCAGCUGGAGUCUGUGGUACAGGAUCUGGGCAGGUGUGGCCUCCAGCAGAGCUCCAUUCAGCAGCUGGCCAUGCCGAGCAUGCUGGGAAAGAGCGCGCUCAGACAGCUGCACAUGAGAGACUAUUCGUACAGCUGGAAGUCCUGAGAUCCAGCUCUGGGAAAACAUUAAUAGAGAGCUGACAUGCCCUGCCUAUUAAUAUCUGUGGUGUAUCAGGCUUCCAGUGACGCUCACACACUCACUUCACUUCAUAGACACUGGGCUUGUAUAUAGUGUAGCUUUUAGUGUUAACACAGUGAAAACAUUAGGAGUUUGGACGGACUAACUUGUUGUUUUAAAUCAGUUUUAUUUUUAUGGGGUGUAAUAAUGUUUUAGACCGUGUGUGUGAUUUAAAGUUUAGUUUUUAAUCAGCGUCUCUCGAUGAGAAACAAUGACUUCUUUGGGAAGUAACAUGUAAAACUGUUGAAAUCCUUUUUGUCAGUGUAUUUAUCACACUUGUAUGAAUUUAUUAAAUGAGUGUUGAAAUA
Onychostoma macrolepis is the source of this 2317-nucleotide messenger RNA. RefSeq names its product protein downstream neighbor of son homolog. Gene Ontology annotation, cellular component: nucleus. The coding region runs from base 141 to 1937 and encodes 598 amino acids. Lineage: Eukaryota; Metazoa; Chordata; Actinopteri; Cypriniformes; Cyprinidae. The record is from RefSeq and is a predicted model, not a curated record. Gene Ontology annotation, biological process: nuclear DNA replication. The transcript is spliced from 10 exons.